GAUCUCUAGUUGAUUAAUUAUGAUUAAUUACUCUAAGUAAUAAUUGCUCCAAGCACCCAGGGCCCAGGGGUAACAUAAAUUAACAGACCUGAACGUCACGGCCCCAUGCUGCUACUUGUCUUAAAUUAGGAGCGACCCUGGUCCAUCUGAAGUCUUCCCAAGUGAAUAAUAUGUAACAAUAAUAUUACUCCGUAGGGUACUCCAUAGUAGUAAUUCCCAGACUGUAUCAUAGUAAGCUUCACGUCAAUAAUAAUAAUCAAUAGGGGGCUCAUCCCUGUUUCAUAACUCUACCACAGGAUCUUGGUCUGCUCCCGCAGUGGAUUCCACAAGAUGACGGCUCUCGCAAUGCCCAACUCUUCUGGAACGCCGCCGGGGUACGUUAGCCUCCGACAGGAACGGGUGGCGCAUCCCCUCUUGUGGCUGAGAGGGAAAAGGGCGGACUACUGGGAUCUCACUCGUCUCGUCUCAAAUAACGGUCUCCGUCGAAAUCCCCGUGGCAACGAACAGGACGGUCAUGAGGAUCAAGGAUGGCUCGGAGGCAAAAAAGCCCGCAGCUCGCUCGCUGGGAGCAACUUGUGGCACUUUGGGGCUCAUGACUCGUCUGACCUUUCCGAAUUCGAGUCUCAAUUGGGCCAUAUUCUGCUAGUUCACUACGGAGUAGUUAUCUAUCCAUCCUCCGUAACGCCCCGUGCGAUAGGCCAUCCGGUUGCCCGUUCGCAAUCUGGCUACUACGAGUACGGAGUAACUACUAGAAGCAACUUUACUGAGCAAGUUGCGCACCGCCGAAAUGCGCCAGAAGGCCGAAAGACGCCGCCUUGGUGUCGCUGGUGGGCCGUUAUCCAGGGGAUGGCGUUUCCGGAAGCUUUGAAAAGGAUUGUCUCCAUCCGAAUUCUGGGGACAGUCUAUGCCGCAUUCUGUAUAGUUCCGGUCAUAGUCCAAUGCUGUCAGGGAGCUGGUUACGCGGGCUUCACGUUGGAGACCGCUCUUUUGGGUUAUUUGUCUUCUGCUUCGAUCCCCGUCGCGUCCGUCCCGAGUAGUAUCAUCCCCGGCGUGUUUGGCUGUGACGAGCAGUAA
This is a messenger RNA of Paecilomyces variotii, 1074 nucleotides long. RefSeq lists its product as hypothetical. Lineage: Eukaryota; Fungi; Ascomycota; Eurotiomycetes; Eurotiales; Thermoascaceae. The transcript is spliced from 4 exons. The record is from RefSeq and is a predicted model, not a curated record. The coding region runs from base 331 to 1074 and encodes 247 amino acids.